Lagenorhynchus albirostris (white-beaked dolphin) is the source of this 621-nucleotide messenger RNA. RefSeq names its product testis expressed 52 (gene TEX52). The record is from RefSeq and is a predicted model, not a curated record. Lineage: Eukaryota; Metazoa; Chordata; Mammalia; Artiodactyla; Delphinidae.
AUGGCCAGCAACCGGCAGAGAUCCCUGGGGGCAGCGUGACCGCCCCGCAUCAGAGAACCUUUCCUGAAGAUGGUCCACGCCCACGAGACCCUCCCGACGCCCCACACGUGGGCUCAACGCGAGUUCGUCCUCCCCAGGGAGUCCUCAGAGCUGCCCGGCCUCACCCGGCAAACCUACCACCAGCUGGCCCUGAAGCUGCCACCCUGCGUGGAAAUGAAGGCCAAGGUGCGUCAUCGACUGGCCUGCCCCUGGAAGGAUGCGGCCCAGCACACCUGGGGCUUCCACACGUGGCUGCAUGUGGGACGUCUGCCGGCCACCUUCCCUGCCAGGCCUGACAGGCCCUAUGACAGCAAUGUCUGGCACUGGUUGACGGAUUCCAGGGCCCACCCACCCCCGGCAGAGCCCCCGGUGCCCCCUCCGUCCUGGAUGGGUCAAAACAGCUUUCUGAUCUUCAUCUCCUGUGCUCCUCUCUUUCUGGACGCACAGAGGAGGCACCAGGUGAUUCUCAGGACAGUGAAGGAGCUGAGAGAGGUGGGGAAGCUCACGCUGAGGAGUGAGGUCAGGGCACCCCUGCUCGAUGCCAACGGCAAUGCCCUGCCCCCGAAGAACUUCAAGAAGUAA